CUGAAACAUAGCUUUAUGCAACACUACGUAGAAAAAUAGCAUACAACUAGCCAAAAUUUAUAGAGCCGACCAAGUAGCAAGAGAAGCACCAAUGUGAACGCUGGUGCGCAUGGAUCAGAGAACGGAGAAGGGACUACCGGUGCCAAAACUUGAAGAUAACGGCUUUAACAAUUGCAAACGCUUCUUGAAUACCGACGAAGCAGCAGAGGGAGGCUGGAAAGUGACCGGUUGUGUGAACUUGAAGGUGGCGUGGCUAGAGGUGACAAGGGCUGGAAUUUGGUUGUUGUUGGUGAUAAUGGAAAAGUCUCUACCUGAAGUGGUGGUAGGUAACACCGAGAGUGGUGCCACACAGAUUUGUGGUGGGAUGAAACUGGCUGGAGAAAAGAACUGCAACAGCCAUAAAGGAGAGGAGGAUGCUUUGGGGCAAGCGGCUCUUAGUGCAGGCAAAGGAUAUGCUGAUUGGUAAGCCUUGUGGAAUCACAGUUCGAGUGGAGAAUACCACCACUGUGUUUGGUGUGGAGGUGUUGAUGAUCACUUAAGAUUACAAAAAAUGUUUUGAAAAAUUAAUCAUAAAUUUAUGAAAUUUUU
Molecule: messenger RNA, 588 nt
Organism: Rubroshorea leprosula
Lineage: Eukaryota; Viridiplantae; Streptophyta; Magnoliopsida; Malvales; Dipterocarpaceae
Source: the annotation of a GenBank genome assembly